AUGACUGAGGCCGACAUGUACUUUUGGUACAAAGGGAUUUAUCUUAAUUCCAAAAUUCACGCAGUGGAGGGCCUGAAAAAAUACGAAGAGUUCACUUUUCGCCAGGAUGAUGUCAUCAUUGUAACAUAUUCCAGAUCAGGUACGCACUGGAUGAAGGAGAUUAUCCCCCUGAUCCUCAGUGGAGGAGACCCAGCCUCUGUAAAGAAUUCUGUCAGCAUGGACCGUGUUCCCUGGCUGGAGGUGAAUCGGCCCGACUUGGACAUUUCACAGAGGCUGUCACCGCGCAUAUAUUGUACACACUUCCUUCACUAUAUGAUGCCACCAAGCUUCUUUGAAGCAAAGCCAAAGGUCAUUUAUCUCAUGAGGAACCCCAAAGAUGUGUUUACAUCUGUCUUACAUUUUUCGGAGGCAUCCUCCCUCGUGGUGAAGCCAGGCCCACAAAGCGAGUUCCUGCAGAAGUUCCUUGAGGGAAAAGUUUGUCUUGGUUCAUGGUUUGACCAUAUAAAGGGUUGGCUGAAUGCUGAAGAUAAAGAUCGCAUCAUGUACAUCUCCUAUGAAGAGAUGAUAAUGGACCUGAAGGACUCUGUGGCCAGAAUUGCUCAGUACUUGGAGACACCCCUGACCACAGAGGCGAUAGAGAAGAUAUCAGACCAAUGUUUGUUCAAGAAUAUGAAGCAGAACAACAUGUCAAACUUCUCUGCCGUUUCUAAGGAACAAUGGGACAAGAAAAAGUCACCAUUUUUAAGGAAAGGAGUAGCUGGAGACUGGAAAAACCAACUAACAGUGGCAGAGGCAGAGUACUUUGAUGCUGUUUACAAGUUCAAAAUGAAGGAUGUAAAACAUAACUUUCCAUGGAAUUAA
Molecule: messenger RNA, 861 nt
Organism: Limanda limanda (common dab)
Lineage: Eukaryota; Metazoa; Chordata; Actinopteri; Pleuronectiformes; Pleuronectidae
Product: sulfotransferase 2B1-like
Exons: 6
Coding region: 1-861 (286 amino acids)
Biological process (GO): sulfation
Cellular component (GO): cytoplasm
Molecular function (GO): sulfotransferase activity
Source: RefSeq, a predicted model, not a curated record